Messenger RNA from Aedes albopictus (Asian tiger mosquito), 1557 nucleotides. RefSeq lists its product as uncharacterized. The transcript has a single exon. The coding region runs from base 1 to 1557 and encodes 518 amino acids. Gene Ontology annotation, molecular function: nucleic acid binding. NCBI's taxonomy places the organism in Eukaryota, Metazoa, Arthropoda, Insecta, Diptera, Culicidae. The record is from RefSeq and is a predicted model, not a curated record. Gene Ontology annotation, biological process: DNA integration.
AUGAAGAACCAAAAGCUUCCGGAAAACCAGCGCCGUUCACUGGAUAAGACAAGCCCCCUCUACAAGCUCACCCCCAUGCUAGACGAGUUCGGGGUCAUGCGCAUUGACAGCCGCACUGGAGUAGCACGCGUGGAUGAAUACGACCUCAAGUACCCGGUUAUACUUCCGCAGAAGCAUCAUGUCACCUAUUUGAUCAUCGACAACUACCACAGGAAGUACCUACAUGGUAACACGGAGACGAUUGUCAAUGAGCUCCGGCAAAAAUACUACGUUCCACGAAUUCGAGGAGUUGUGAGGACCGUAUCAAAGAGCUGCCAGUGGUGCAAAGUCCAUAAAGCACGACCGACCGUUCCCAUAAUGAGUCCAUUGCCAGAAGCUCGACUGUCGCCAGGGGUGCGACCUUUCAGUUAUGUCGGGAUUGACUACUUUGGCCCUCUUCUCGUAAAGGUAGGUCGAUCCAAUGCAAAACGGUGGGUUUGCCUCAUCACAUGUUUGACAAUUCGUGCAGUGCACGUUGAGGUCGCCUAUGACCUGUCGACUCAGUCCUGCAUAGCCUGCAUUCGCAGGUUCGGUCGCCGAGGAGCACCGUUGGAGAUAUACUCCGACAACGGACGCAAUUUCGUCGGUGCAGAUGGAAUCCUGAAAGAGCAGAUGAAGUGCAUUGAUGAAGAGGCAGCAGCAACGUUUACUAAUACGCAAACGAAGUGGUAUUUCAUACCCCCCUCGGCUCCCCACAUGGGGGGCUCAUGGGAGCGUCUUGUACGCUCAAUCAAGACGGCGUUAACCAGUGUUCCGCAGGACAGGAAACUUGACGAUGAAGCACUAUUAACAUACCUAGCAGAAGCUGAAUCAAUCGUCAAUUCCCGUCCCCUAACCUAUUUGCCGCUAGAUGCUUCGGAACAGGAGGCGCUCACGCCCAACCAUUUUUUGUUGGGGAGUUCUAGUGGCGUGAAACAGCCCUCGCGAGAAAUAGGCUGUCCCAACCAAGUACUCCGCAAGACUUGGGAAACCCUGCAGGCAAACUUGGACCAUUUUUGGAAACGCUGGAUUCGGGAGUAUCUUCCUACGCUAACACGGCGUACAAAAUGGUUUGAAGAUGUCAAGGCCGUUGAGUCAGGAGACUUAGUGGUCAUAAUCGAAGAUACGAGACGCAACGGAUGGGUUCGAGGACGAAUCUUAGAUGUGGUGAAAGGUCGUGAUGGCAGAGUUCGUCAAGCUGUUGUGCAGACAUCGAAGGGAGUUUUUAGAAGGCCGGUUAGUAAACUGGCAGUGCUAGACGUCGCAGAUACUUGUAAAGCUGAAGUCAACACUCAUCCUUACGGGGAGGGGGAUGUUGGCGACGCCGCCUCAUGUUUGGCAAUAGUGGCCGUAAACAUCAACUCCGCGCCGAACCGCUUGUUGGUCGUCGACCCCGGGUCUCCGUUCCUCCUACCCAAGACACUAUCUGGAACAUUGGCCAGCUCCCUGCAUCCCGUUUCCAGAACUGCAAGGUGCGAUUUCUCCCGUUUCGCGAAAGGCGAGCGGUCUAUUUCCUGGCGCGACGGAAGCGUGCGAUGA